UGUCCACUGCGCAUCAAGGGGCGUCUCUUAUUUUAUAUUUCUCACGUCUCUAGCUAUAUUUGUUAAGUUGUACGUUGUAUUUCGAGAUAAAUAUAAAGUAAUCGAUUUGACUGUUAAAAAGAACCUUGUCAGUCUCAUUCAAUUCGAUAGUGAUAUCUAGUCGUUUAUCGCGAUGUUUGCUACGAUAGUUACCAGUGUUUUAGCCUUAAUUUUGACAGCAUGGGCUGUAAUAAAAUGGAGAGGAUCCUAUUGGGAACGAAGAGGAGUUGUAGUGGCAGAUACCACCAAAUUCACUUUCAAAACAAAAAAGGCAUUGUCUGAAAUCAUUUUCGACCAAUACAGAAGAGGUAGAGAACUAAAACAAAAAGUUCUUGGAACGUACGUCUUCACCAACCCUUUUCUUAUGGUCAUCGAUCCUGCUAUUAUUAAAAGAAUCAUGACGAAGGAUUUUGACCAUUUUCUGGGCCACGGAACAUAUCACCAUCCUAAAGAUGUGCUCAGUAUGCAUUUAUUCAGCUUAGAAGGCGAAGAAUGGAGGCAUCUAAGGGUUAAACUAACUCCCACCUUUACUUCAGGUAAAAUGAAGAUGAUGUUCGAUACCUUAGUCGAAAAAACGCACGGAUUGGAAAAAGUUGUUGGACAGUAUGCUGAUUCAGGAGAAGCAUGUGAGAUCAAAAACAUUCUAGGUAGGUUUACAACUGAUAUCAUUGGAAGCUGUGCAUUUGGAAUUGAAUGCAACUCCUUGGAGGAGCCGAACAGUGACUUCCGGACCUUUGGUAAAAAGGUUUUUCAAAAUGCCCCAAAACAAUUAUGGAAAAUAUUUGUAAUACCCAAAUGGAUACUGGGCCAGCUGAAUUUCAAACUUAGCGGAAAUGAUGUUACUGAGUUCUUCACCAAGGUCGUGAAAGACACGAUCAAAUAUAGGGAAACGCACAAUGUUUUGAGAAAGGACUUCAUGCAUCUGUUGCUUCAAUUAAAAAAUGGGGAAAAAUCAAUAACAGAGAAUGAAAUUAUAGCCCAAUGUUUUAUUUUCUUUUUGGCUGGGUUUGAGACAUCUUCAACUGCUAUGAACUUUGCACUUUACGAGCUAGCAGUAAAUGAAGACAUCCAGGAAAAACUAAGGACAGAAAUCGUUGAAGUUUUGGAAAAGCAUGACGGAAAGGUGACCUAUGAUGCCGUGGCUGAAAUGAAAUAUCUGGAUUUAGUAGUAAAUGAAACUUUAAGGAAAUUUCCACCAGUGUCUGCCAUACCGAGAAUCUGUAGUAAAACGUACAAAAUUCCAGACACGGACAUUGUUGUAGAAAAAGGCAUUCGCGUACAAAUUCCCGUUUGGGGUAUUCACAGAGACCCCGAAUAUUACCCCAACCCUGAUGUGUUCAACCCCGAAAACUUUACAGAAGAAAACAAAGCCAAAAGACCGGACUUCACAUUUUUGCCAUUUGGCGAAGGACCUAGGAUGUGCAUAGGUUUAAGAUUCGGAUUGUUACAAACCAAAGUGGGCUUGAUCAGCUUGUUAAGAAACUACCGUUUUACGUUAAAUAAUAAGACUAAGAUUCCUUUCGAAAUGGAAAAGUCUGGAAUUAUUCUGAGCGUGAAAGGAGAUAUUUGGCUGGAUGUUAAAAGAGUUUAAAAUAUUGGAGGAUAUUAUUUUACAAUUUAUCUUAUUUGUAAUUGAAAGCUUUAAGACUUUGUAUAAUAAAAUGUGUGUAAUUAUGUGAUUGUUACGUUUAGGAAAAAAAUAAUUUAGAGAACUUUUAUAUUAUUGUAUAAGUAUAGUAAGAUUGUAAUAUAUUUAUUUAUACUAGACUGUGUGGGUUCAACAAAAUAUAUAAUAAUUAUUGUUAAUACGUUUCUGUAUAGGUAAUAACACAGUAAUAAGUAGACACCUGUUCCAACAUGGUUCCAACUAUCGAACUAUCUAAAUCAUUUUCAGCGUUACAAGUAUUGUAGCAUGAUUUGAAAAGUGCAUCUUUGUUAUUGUAAAUAAAACAAGCUGGUAUAUACUAGCCUUGUUUAUAUUACUAGGUAUAUUUUAUUUUUAGGAACUGCUGUUGCCAUUUCAUAUCUCAUAAUUUUUCUAUCUCACACUAACAUAUAUAAGUAAUUCCUACCAAUUUCCGAGAUAAACAAUAAAACGUGUAAAAUUGACAAAAACAUGAUCUGUAAUAGACAUUGCUAAAAUCAUGAAAUGAGCAUUCUUAAAGUUGAAAUUUGGGUUAAGAAAAGUCGAUAUAUUUGAUCUUUCUAAAAGAACCGAUUGGAUAUCACAUACAGAUAAACAUUAUUUAUGUCCAUCUGUUAUAAAAUCGCUUAAAUCUUUUUUAUUUUAAAUUCAACAUGUAUAUUAUUUAAGAAAUCAAAAGAAAAAUAGAAUUGCUUUUCAACGAUA
Molecule: messenger RNA, 2389 nt
Organism: Sitophilus oryzae (rice weevil)
Lineage: Eukaryota; Metazoa; Arthropoda; Insecta; Coleoptera; Curculionidae
Product: probable cytochrome P450 6a23
Exons: 3
Coding region: 173-1630 (485 amino acids)
Molecular function (GO): heme binding; iron ion binding; monooxygenase activity
Source: RefSeq, a predicted model, not a curated record